Oldenlandia corymbosa var. corymbosa is the source of this 1596-nucleotide messenger RNA. NCBI's taxonomy places the organism in Eukaryota, Viridiplantae, Streptophyta, Magnoliopsida, Gentianales, Rubiaceae. The record is from the annotation of a GenBank genome assembly.
AUGGAAGACUUUUCCAAUAAUAAGAGUAUCGAAGAUUCUGGGGACUUUGGUCCGAUUCCGACAGCUAAGAAAGGCGGUUGGAUCACCUUGCCAUUCAUUUUAGCAACCGUGGCUGGGUUAUCAAUGGCGUAUGGAGGCCUGGUUUCAAAUCUUGAAGUGUAUCUGAUUCAAGAAUUCAAUAUUGAGAGAAUCAGUGCCGCUAAAAUUUACAAUGCAACCAACGCCAUUAUUUCUAUUUUACCGGUUGCAGCUGCCAUUUUAGCUGACUCAUUUUUGGGAUGUUAUUCUGUCAUCUGGAUUUCUUCCUCAUUACAUCACUGGUCAGUUUUGUUGCUGUUAAUUUUAACAGCAGCCUUAAGUAAACUAAGACCUCCUCCAUGUGAAAGUGGAUCAUCAGACCCCUGCAAAACCCCAACAUUAAUCCAACAUACGGCUCUUUAUCUUGGCUUAGGACUAGUAUCUGUUGGACUGGCUGGAACACGAUUCACCGUAGGAUCAAUUGGCGCGUACCAAUUUGAUAAAUCAAAGCAACAAGGAGUUUUCUUCAACUGGUUCACAUUUGUCAUUUACAUUUCUUAUGUCAUGAGCUCCACAGCUAUUGUUUAUGUUGAAAGUUAUGUGAGUUGGGCGUGGGGAUUUGGGAUUUGUUUUGCGACAAAUACACUUGCAUUAAUGCUUUUUCUGGCCGGAACUAGUUUCUAUCGACAGAUGAAACCUCACGGUAGCCCUUUCGCGAGCUUGGCUCGUGUUGUUGUUGCAGCUGUCAGAAAAAGUGGUGUCACACAUUCACAUAACCCGGAUGAUUACUGCCAAGGUCAUGACUAUGGGACUCCUGCUUUGCCUACGAAAUUCUUAUGGUGUUUAAAUGGUGCAGCAUUUAGAACUGAAUGGGAUAUUGGACAACAGGGGAAGAUGACAAAAUCAUGGAAACUUUGUACAGUGACAGAAGUAGAAGACUUCAAAUGCCUAAUCAAACUGGUUCCACUAUGGAUAAGUUCAUUGAUUGUCUCCACUCCACUAGUCAUCCAACUUAGUAUGGUAAAUCUCCAGGCUUUAUCGAUGGACCGUCACCUUGGACAGAAACUCGAGAUUCCGGCUGGAACAAUGCCGAUCUUCAUUUUCAUGUCGACUUGCAUCACCAUCUUCUUUGUUGAUAGACUUUUACUCAAAAUGUGGAAUAAGAUUACCUGCAAGCCCAUCUCUCCCCUCCAACGUGUAGGAAUAGGUCACGUGCUCAAUGUCGUAAGCAUGGCGGUUUUAGCGCUAGUGGAGGCGAAGAGGCUGAAGAUGGCUCGAUUGCAUAAUUUACAGGGCCAAGACAUUAAUGCUGUGGUGCCAAUGUCAAUUUUCUGGUUGGUGCCAUCACUAGCUCUUGCCGGAAUUGGAGAAGGAUUUCAUUUUCCGGGACAAAUUUCAUUCUACUACAAAGAGUUUCCUAAACACUUGAAAAGCACUUCGACUGCGGUUUUUUCUUUAUGUAUUGGCAUUGGAUUUUACAUGGGAAAUGGCUCGAUUUUACAUGUGUACUGGCUCGUCACUGCACUAGGUGGCAUCAACUUUUGUUAUUUUCUGUUAUGUACUUCUUUGUACAAGUAA